Messenger RNA from Sorex fumeus (smoky shrew), 2375 nucleotides. It is a transcript of the gene PLEKHA8, whose product is annotated as pleckstrin homology domain containing A8. Gene Ontology annotation, biological process: intermembrane lipid transfer; ceramide transport. The transcript has 14 exons. The record is from RefSeq and is a predicted model, not a curated record. The coding region runs from base 253 to 1815 and encodes 520 amino acids. NCBI's taxonomy places the organism in Eukaryota, Metazoa, Chordata, Mammalia, Eulipotyphla, Soricidae. Gene Ontology annotation, molecular function: ceramide 1-phosphate transfer activity; ceramide 1-phosphate binding. Gene Ontology annotation, cellular component: cytosol; cytoplasm; membrane.
CAGGCGCAGGGAGCCUGCCGAGUCGCCUCCGCCCCCGGCGGGUCACUCGCCGCGCUUUGGAGGCGGCUCCGUCCCCGCGGGCUCGCCGGGUGCCCGAGCGCCUGUGCCCCCGCGCCGCGGCCGCCGCAGCGACCCCGCCCCCGGGCCGAGGAGGUGCGGCCGGCCCCGCGUCCCGGCGAUGGCCCUGCGGCGGCGGCUCGGCCUGGAGUCCCGGGGCCUGGGGCGGUGAGGUCCCGCGGGCGCGGCGGUGCCAUGGAGGGGGUGCUGUACAAGUGGACCAACUACCUGAGCGGUUGGCAGCCUCGCUGGUUCCUUCUUUGUGGGGGGAUAUUGUCCUACUAUGAUUCUCCUGAAGACGCCUGGAAGGGCUGCAAGGGGAGCAUCCAAAUGGCCGUCUGUGAAAUCCAAGUUCAUUCUGUAGAUAACACACGCAUGGAUCUGAUCAUCCCCGGCGAACAGUAUUUCUACCUGAAGGCCAGGAGCGUGGCUGAGAGACAGCGGUGGCUGGUGGCCCUAGGUUCAGCCAAGGCCUGCUUGACAGACAGUAGGACCCAGAAGGAGAAAGAGUUUGCUGAAAACACGGAAAACCUGAAAACCAAAAUGUCGGAACUGAGGCUCUACUGUGAUCUCCUUGUCCAGCAAGUGGAUAAGACUAAGGAAGUGAGCGCAGCGGGUGGUGCCAGCCCCCAGGAGGGAAUUCACGUGGGCACAUUGCUGAAAUCCACAUGCAACACCUUUCUGAAGACUUUGGAGGAAUGCAUGCAGAUUGCCAAUGCAGCCUUUACCUCAGAGCUCCUCUAUCGCACCCCGCCAGGAUCACCACAGCUGGGCAGGCUCAAGUCCAACAAGAUGAAACAUCCUAUUGUACCGAUUCAUAAUUCAUUGGAAAGACCAACGGAGUUGAACAGUUGUGAAAAUGGAUCUUUCAUUAUGGAAAUAAAUGGCGAUGAAGAAAUCCUAGUGAAAAGUAAGAGCUCCUUGUAUCUGAAACCCGCCGAGAUAGAUUGCAAUCUCUCGAGUGAAGAAAACACAGAGGGUUCGAUGACAGUCCAAGGUGAAAUAAUGAGGGAAGAUGGAGAUGAAGACCUGGGGAAUCUUGACAGCAACCAGCCACAGCCUGGCUCCAUCUCCACCAGUCACUCUCCGGAAUCCCACUGGGAAGACGGUCAAGAAGUUAUCCCGACUUUCUUUAGUACCAUGAACACCAGCUUUAGUGACAUUGAACUUCUGGAAGACAGUGGCAUCCCCACAGAAGCAUUCCUGGCCUCCUGUUAUGCUGUGGUUCCGGUACUGGAUAAACUUGGUUCUACAGUGUUUGCUCCCGUUAAAAUGGAUCUUGUUGGAAAUAUUAAGAAAGUGAACCAGAAGUACAUAACCAACAAGGAAGAGUUUACCACCCUCCAGAAGAUAGUGCUGCAUGAAGUGGAGACCGAUGAGGCCCAGGUCAGGAACUCGGCCACUGAAGCCCUCUUGUGGCUGAAGAGAGGUCUCAAAUUUUUGAAGGGAUUUUUGACAGAAGUAAAAAAUGGAGAAAAGGACAUCCAGAUAGCCCUGAAUAACGCUUAUGGGAAGACUUUACGGCAGCAUCAUGGCUGGGUGGUCCGAGGGGUCUUUGCGUUAGCUCUGAGGGCGGCUCCAUCCUAUGAAGAUUUUGUCGCUGCACUGACCAUAAAGGAAGGGGACCACCAGAAGGAAGCUUUCAGUGCUGGGAUGCAGAAGGACCUCAGCCUCUAUCUCCCCGCCAUGGAAAAGCAGCUGGCAAUCCUGGACACUUUGUAUGAGGUCCACGGACUCGAGUCGGACGAGGUGGUGUGACAUCUGCAGCCGGUACCGCCUUCCAACUUCAGGGAAUCCAGUUUGCCCUUGAGUGUUGAGUUGCCCUACUUAAUUUCCAGCAGCAGCCCUCUCCAGGUUCGAGAGGGGAUAAAGAGGAGGCAAACCUACUGCUUUUAUAUUUAAUUUUUUAAUGCAUAUGUGUUUCGUGUGUUUAAAAAUCAAGGUGCUAUAAAUUUCAGUUGAAAGGGCCUCCUGGAAACCAAAUCGUAGCUAUCUGUAGACUGGAAUAGCAAGUUCUGAGAGCAACUAGACAAAUGAAUUUGUUGGUGUUUGUUUUGGUGUAUUAGCUUUUAAUUUUAGCAGAUCACUCAAACCCAAGCUGCAAAUAAGCAAAUUUUGCUUCCAUUACUUAGCCAACUUAGAAUCGACUCAAAACUUCGAGGGUAUUACACCCCUUCAUCGAACUUUUGAAAUGUAGAGUUGGUUAUUCUCAAACAUUCUUUCAUGAAUUCCCAUGUCUAUGGCCUGUGGGCAAGAAGAGCUCAGGCAGUCCAGUUGUUGGGGUACUGGGGUGAUCUUCACACAUGAUGUGGGCAGCA